Molecule: messenger RNA, 2730 nt
Organism: Vicia faba (fava bean)
Lineage: Eukaryota; Viridiplantae; Streptophyta; Magnoliopsida; Fabales; Fabaceae
Source: the annotation of a GenBank genome assembly
AUGCGCGCCCCACCCGCCAGAAAACUAUGCACUCUCAGCUCCUAUUUCCGUUCACAUUUACAAAACAAUCCCCAAAACCACGUUUCCUCUUUCAAAACAGCAAUUCCAUUUGAAACCCAACACCAUUUCGAUUCUGACUUGAACCUCUCAACCCUUAAACUCCAUGGUCCCUCUCCCUCAGAGGAUAUGCCUGAACUGGGUGAGGCCACCACUCAGCUUUCUUCUAUAUUGUACACUCCUCCGGUAAAGAAGCGUGUUGGUGAGAAAGUUGAUGAUGAAGAAAAAGAGAAAAGCAUAGUGGAAAUACCACUGAUACUAGACUUUGCUCAUGGCGAUACUUCAAUUAAACGGAAGGAGGUAGCACGGGAGAGGAAACAAAAAUGGAUUUUCAAAGACACUGGUGGUGAACGAUCUGACAGGCUAAUCAAAAUUUGUGCAAGAAAACUAGGAGCAACUCCUACAGUUGAUAUGUUUGGCCGCUUGGGUCGAGAAACAGGCCUGAAAGAGUACAAUUCAUUGAUCAGCUUGUGCGUAAAGCAGGCUAGGGAGACUGAUGAUGAAUACGUUGCUACUGAUGAAUUGGGCAAGACUUAUCACCUUUUAAAAUCAAUGAGGGAACGCGGGCUUCAGUUAGAAGAGCAAACGUACCACCCACUUCUUCAGUAUAUAAUUGACAUGGGCUUUGUUCAAGAAUUUCAACUUUUCUAUGAUGUUAUCCAAGCUGGUAAUCCCAGUUCAGUUUCACGAUUGGGUUACUAUGAAAUGUUGCUCUGGAUAAGGGUUAACAAUGAAGAAAUGAUCCGGGAUAUUUGUGAAUACAUUACGGUCGAAGAGAGUAGAGGCACUACUUCUUUACGAGAAAGUUACUUAAUGGCUCUUUGUGAAAGUGAUCGCAAAACACAGAUUUUGGAUGUGUUGAAAAAUAUAGACAUAACAAAGCUUACAUCUGCAAAAUGUAUAUCCAAUAUAUUUCAAUCCAUGGGAAGGCUACAACUGGAAUCAGAUGCGGAGAAUUUACUUUUGGAUUUGAGGGCAUGCGAUUAUGAUGCAGAUGAAAUUUCGAACUUCAUUGCUUGUUAUGCGGUUAAUAUUCCAAAUUUACCGCUGGAAGAUAUCAUUUCAAAAAUCGAGAGUUUGCAUAAUAUUUUGGAAGUUCUCCCUUCAUCCUCAUCGUAUGAAAAGCUCAUUUCGUAUUGCUGUGGUAUGCACAAGGUAGAUGCAGCUCUUGAUAUUGUUGAUAAAAUGUGUGAAGCAGGCUAUAUGGUGUCUACUCAUAUAUUACAAUCGAUAUUACAGAUUUGUGAGGAAACUUAUGAUUAUAUUUUGGUCCAUCGAAUCUAUUCCAUCAUCAGUCGCCAUCACCACCAUUUGGAGUUAAAUGGUCAAAUAUGCAGAUGUUUGAUACAUUUUUGUGUAAGAUUAAAAGAUUUUGAACGCGCAUACAAGAUGGUUAAGGAAUUGAAGGAAAUGAAUUUCAAACCUACAACAGCCAUGUACAAUGCCAUAAUGGCAGGAUAUUUUCGUGAGAAAAACUUCAUUGGUGGCUUGGCGGUCCUCAAACACAUGCAACAUGCCAAUGUAGAACCCGAUUCACAGACUUUCAGCUAUUUGAUUAGCAAUUGUGAAACAGAAGAUGAUAUAAAUAUGUAUUAUGAAGAACUGAAGCAAUUUGACAUCUACCCUACAAGACAAAUUUUUAUGGCCCUUAUUAAUGCAUAUGCAGCUUGUGGCGAAUUGGAGAAGGCAAAACAGGUAGCUCUUGAUUCACGCAUACCAUUAAAGUGCUUAAAUGAAAUUAAGAGUGUUCUUGUCUCAGCUCUUGCAUCUCACGGGCAAUUGUCUGAGGCACUUGCUAUCUACGAGGAGAUCAAGAAAGCUGGACACAAUUUGGAACCAAAAGCUGUUAUAACACUCAUCGAUGAGUUGCGUCAUAUAAGUGGAGAGUUGGAGGGGUUGCUUCUUCUACUGAAGGAGUUGAGUGAUCUAAACUACUGGGUUGACGGUUGCUUCAGGGUUAUUCAGUAUUGUGUUGAGCACCGUCAUUUAAGUUGUGCUGUUGAUCUGUUCACGCAACUCAAGGAUAACUUCGAAAGUGAUGAAACAAUGACAGAAGUUCUUUUCGAUGCAGUGUAUUCUCUAAUCGCGGGAUCCAAGUCCUCACGUUUGCAGUUUGGCUUAGACUUGCUUUGGGCAAUCAAGGACGAGCUCGGGCUUGUUCCUUCAAGGCAGUGUCUUGAUUUUCUUCUAAGUGCCUGUGCCAAUUCAGGAGAUUUGAAUAAUGCCCGUUUGAUUUGGAGAGAAUACGAGGUUGCUGGAUUUCCUUACAAUGUAUUAAGUUACGUGAGGAUGUAUCAAGCACUUUUAGCAUCAGGAGAUCAAAGAUCUGCCGACUUUAUACUCAAGAAAAUUCCAAGAGAUGAUGUGGAGAUUUGUACUGUCAUAUCAGCAUGUCAAAAAACUUACGUUGAUAAAGUUAAAUCAGUAGAAGGGGAGAAGAAGAAAAAGAAUGUUAAAUCAGUAGAAGGGGAGAAGAAGAAAAAGAAUGUUAAAUCAGUAGAAGGGGAGAAGAAGAAAAAGAAUGUUAAAUCAGUAGAAGGGGAGAAGAAGAAAAAGAAUGUUAAACUAGUAGAAGGGGAGAUGAAGGAAAAGAAUGUUAAAUCUGUGGAAGGAGAGAAAAAGAAGAAGAAGAAAAGGAAAGGAACAAAAAAGAAACAAGAGAGUGAGUCUUGA